Harmonia axyridis is the source of this 722-nucleotide messenger RNA. Its product is annotated as ejaculatory bulb-specific protein 3-like. NCBI's taxonomy places the organism in Eukaryota, Metazoa, Arthropoda, Insecta, Coleoptera, Coccinellidae. Bases 241 to 630 code for a protein of 129 amino acids. The transcript has 2 exons. The record is from RefSeq and is a predicted model, not a curated record.
UAAUCACUUUCAAAUGAUCCCAAAAUAAUGAGAAAUCGCUGAAGUAUUUUCCAUUUUCUCAUCAGUACAAAGCUUUCUCCACUUUGAACUUCUGGACUUUAACGACAAUAACAUAGGGUAUUAAAAGAAAAUUAUAAUCAAGACGUUUAUUAUAUCACGUACCAUGAAAGUCAUUAACGAAUGAAAUGAUUUCUAUAUAUAAUCUUGACACCUCCGAUACAGCCAUCAAAACAUUUCAAGAUGUUCAAGUACGUAGUUCUUCUGUGCCUUUUAUCUGUUGUACUUGUGUACAGCAGACCAGCCGACAAAUAUACCACUAAGUAUGACAACAUAGAUCUAGAUGAAAUUCUAAAAAGUGAUAGAAUAAUCAAGAAUUAUUUCAAUUGUUUGAUGACUGGACGUGGAUGCACUCCUGAUGGAUUAGAAUUGAAGAAAAAUCUCCCUGAUGCUCUCAAGAACAACUGUAUGAAAUGUAGCGAGAAACAGAAAGAAGGGAGCAAAAAGAUAAUACAGUUCAUGAUUGAAAACAAGAAACAUUUGUGGGAAAAGAUAGAGAAGAAAUACGACCCAUCUGGAAGUUACAAAAAGAAGUAUGAAGCAGAACUCAAGAAGAUCAAAUCAAAGAACUGAAGAUAUAUCUAUAAACAUACAAUAGCAAAGCGAAUUUAUCAUCCUAUUAAUGUAUUAUAAAUAAUAUAUUUUUUAAUAUAUAUUUUUUAAUA